This is a messenger RNA of Hippocampus zosterae (dwarf seahorse), 1123 nucleotides long. RefSeq lists its product as uncharacterized. The transcript has 10 exons. The record is from RefSeq and is a predicted model, not a curated record. NCBI's taxonomy places the organism in Eukaryota, Metazoa, Chordata, Actinopteri, Syngnathiformes, Syngnathidae. The coding region runs from base 148 to 711 and encodes 187 amino acids.
AUUUAUUCAAAAGUCCUAUAACUACGACAUAUUUCUGACACUCUAUGGUUGCUAUAAUGUUGAUUUUCAUGAUUUCAAUCAUGCCCUCAUACUUCUUCAGUUACUGUAGAAUACUUUUUAGAAUAUUUCUGAUACUGUAAUGUUGCUAUGUUGCAGACACCAAAUGACGGGAUCUUGACUGAACCUUCUGGAGACCAAGAAGGGAGUGAGAGAGCCACUUCAUCCUUACAACAGACACCAAGUGUUCCGAUCCUAAAGAAACCUUCUGAAGAUCAAGAAAGGAGUGGAAGAUCCACUUCUUCCUUACAACAGACACCAAGUGAUGGGAUCUUGACUGAACCUUCUGGAGACCAAGAAGGGAGUGAGAGAUCCACUUCAUCCUUACAACAGACACCAAGUGUUCCGAUCCUAAAGAAACCUUCUGAAGAUCAAGAAAGGAGUGGAAGAUCCACUUCUUCCUUACAACAGACACCAAGUGACGGGAUCUUGACUGAACCUUCUGGAGACCAAGAAGGGAGUGAGAGAUCCACUUCAUCCUUACAACAGACAUCAAGUGACAGGUACCUGACUGAACCCUUUGGAAACCAAGAAUGGAGUGAGAGAUCAACUUCAUCCUUACAACAGACACCAAGUGAAAGGUACCUGACUGAACCCUCUGGAGACCAAGAAUGGAGUGAGAGAUCCACUUCAUCCUUACAACAGAUGAAGUAACCACGAGUGAUGACGAUUUGAGCAAAGAAACCAAUGCCUACCUUAAUCAAGAAACAGCGAUUCUCACUUACACAGAAAAUGGCUCAAGCUCUGAGACCUCUGGGAACCCAAGCCAUGUAUAUGCGCCAUCCACAUCGGACAACAUGGAAGGCACUUCUGCUUCAACCACCUAUGACAACACUGAAGACAGUUUUGUCGCAACCCUGGAAAACAUUUUUGCUCCAACCCAUUUAGAGAACGUGGACGACACUCUCAACCACACGGGACAACAAAAACACCAGUUAAAGUUAAACAAAAAUGGCAAAAAUUAACAUAUCUUAAUUGAAGUACUUUUGAUGAACGAAAAGUCAAAGUGCUUCAAUGAAAAGCAAGGUUAAAGAGCAUUUUUUCAAAAUUCUCAUUAUUUCCUGGA